Messenger RNA from Ixodes scapularis (black-legged tick), 3897 nucleotides. RefSeq lists its product as uncharacterized. NCBI's taxonomy places the organism in Eukaryota, Metazoa, Arthropoda, Arachnida, Ixodida, Ixodidae. The transcript is spliced from 16 exons. The record is from RefSeq and is a predicted model, not a curated record. Bases 1 to 2571 code for a protein of 856 amino acids.
AUGUUAAAUCUAGUAGUAAUUGAUCCGCCGUACAGCCACGACCGGUCCAAGCUCGCAGUCACCAACGAGUGCGACUCUGGGGUGACCGACGACCAGCGGAGCAGCUGCGGAGAGGAGGAGGGGGUAGGGGACGACCCCUAUGGCCUCGGCUCCUCCCGGUCGCACCCCAAGGCCCCCGGGAGCUCGGAGGACGCAGACAGCGCCCAGGGUUCCCUCCUGCUUGAGAGCUCGGACUCCCCCAGUGCGCUCGACUGCGUGCCGCUCGCUGAGGAGCCCCAGCAGGACGAAGCGCCCUGCCCGGCCUCGACCUUAGCGCGGCCGGAAGAGAAGGACGCGACGCCGACGUCGCGGUCCAGCGUGUCUGUGCAGUGCAACGGGCCGGACUCCCUGCAGAAGGUUCUUCAAGCCCAGAGCUCAAUGAGCCUGCCCGAAGAGCGCAGGGUCAACCCACCCCCGGCCAAAACCUCGAGCUCCAAGCUAGCGCACCUGAUCCAGAGCUUCGAGAGCGUCUCCGUGGCUCCCGAGGUCCCCGUCCGACGGAGGUACAACGCCAGCCCUCGGAAUUUCGAUCCCACCCCCACCGAAAACGGUCGGCCCACCUCCCCCAAGCAGAGCCGCAUCACCCCUUCGCUCUCCCCCCUUUCUUCCCUCCCCAAGGCUACGACCAUACGAACGACCUCGUCACCUCCGAGCGGCGGUGGUGUUGCUUCUUCGAGGAACGUGACUCUGCCCGUGAACGUUCCGCUGCAACGUACCAACGCAACCAUGUUGAGCACGAGCCUGCCAGUGACGUUUGUGACGGGUGCGACGACAUCUGUGACGAGAGUGAGCUUUGCGACGAACGACGCGGGUACGAACUUGGUGACCCCGAAGACGAACAGUGUGCCCGACGUAAACGGGGUGUCGAACGGCGGUUCCAACGUGGUGCUCGCCGGCAGGGAUGCCCUCUGCUCUGCGGAGGCGGUCGAGGAGGAGCGGAUGCCACGGAGCUCCACACUCUUCUGGGACCCUACGGAGCUUCUCAAGGAGUUGUACAGUGUUGAGCCUCCUCAGUUGCACGGCCGAGACCUGGGCGGCGUGGAGUAUGUGAACAAGGAGGGCUACCUAGACAUGAUGCCCUCGAACCGCAAGAAGGCCACCUACUGGAAUCCCUGGAAGCGGAGAUACUUCAGACUCUGCGACGGCAACCUCUCCUGCUUCGAGAGUGAGAACUCGCAGAGGCCAUUUGUAAAAGCGCAGCUGAUGGGAGGCAACAUUGACACCCUAGAGAACAACAUGAUUGGCAUCGAUGACAGGAAGGGGCACUACAUUGCGGUCAAGUGCAGCAGCGAGCGGGACGCAGAGGCCUGGCUGGACGCCCUCCACUCCCAGUGCCAGGACAACUUCGCCAAGAGCUUUGUCCAGCCGGUUCUGAGGCCGCUUGCCAGCCACAAGCGAGUCAUUGUUGUGGACAUGGGCGGCUGUUCCAUUCGAGCUGGGAUUCUGAUGGAUCAACCUACAAUGCCGACGGUUUAUUUCCCGUCGGUGUGCAGCACCGACAAAAACACGGGCCAGCAGACUUUCGGGAUUGAAGCCCUGACCCCCGAAGUCCGCAAGACAUCCCAUCUCACAUUCCCACUGGUACCUUCCGCCAAAAUCUCCAAGUUCACCAUGGACGUCGAAGCGCUGCCAGGCCUGAUGAGGAAGAUAUUCCGUGACCUCGGCAUCACCAACCCCUCGCAGUACAAAGUGCAGGUGUGUGUGCCUCGGAGCUUCAGCCUGCAGACCCAGGUGGCGCUGGCGAGGGCCCUGCUGGAGGGUCUGGGGGUGGGCGGCCUGAGCGUGACUCACCAGGCCAUCUGCGCCCUCUACGCCUACAACACCACCUCUGGGAUCGUGGUAGACCUGGGGGACCGGCUGGACAUCGUGCCCAUCACCGACGGGUACAUCGUGGAAGGCGGGGUGACUAGGCUACCCUAUGGCGCUCACAAGCUGGCUCAUCACUUGCGCCAGGCAUUGGUGCAAAAGAGGGUCAGCCUGUUCAGCGACGUCGACCUGUACCUGGUGCGGUAUGUUCAGCAGCAGGCCUGCUACGUGGCUGGCAACUACGCGCAGGAGCUGAGGAGGUUCCACUUUGAUCCGGACUCGGUGGAGAAGAGUGUGCCCAUCGGGAGGUUCUUCCAGCAGGACUGCCCUGCGGAGAGCGUCUCUGUGGAUGUGGGGCGGUUCCAGGCCCCUGAGGGGCUCUUCCAGCCCGAGCUGUGGGGCUUGGACAGUGGAGGGGUGCACAAACUGGUGCAGAGGGCCCUGCAGGAGUGCAGCAUGGACAUACGCCGGGAGAUGGCGCGCAGCAUCUACCUCAGCGGGGGGCUCACCCUGCUGCCGGGCUUCGCAGAGCGCCUCCAGGCCGAGCUCGACACCCUCACCCCGGACACCGUCACACCGAAGGUUCACGCCUCUCCAUACCGGGAACACAUGGCUUUCCUGGGUGCCAGCACCAUGGCAUCGACGUCUGCGUUCGACGGCGUGUGCGUCACUCUGAGGGAAUGGCAGCAGCAGGGACCGGCGUGCCUUGCCAAAUGGCACCUGUGAUGUCGCGACGCAACGUCUUCCAAAUCCAAGUCUGUCGAGACUUGGCAGGAUCAUCUGGAGUUUGAGCUCGUGAAACUCAGCAAGAAAUCUGCCCACAGCCUUGUUCAACAGCGCUUCCUCAAGAGCAUGCGACCGACGAUGCUGCUUAGAUUGUAGUUACCGAUUACGUACAGGCAGAUCGGCCUUUUUGCGGCACCAGCUCCUGCUCUCGCCAAGAGUUGCAGGCUAUCCAAGGGACUCAAAAUACCGGCGUUUAGACGCGACGCCGCGGCUAACCUAGGCUUCCAGCUCACUUACGCCUUCAUCAUUCCCACAAACUGUUGUUUUAUAACGAUAUAAAGGAGUUCACGGCUUUAAGCGGAGCAGCAUAUACACUUCGCUGUGCCGAGUCAAGUCUCGUUGUGUUUGGCCACAAGUGCUACUUUGGAUGGACCGUGCCACUCUAGGGUGUGUUGACCGGCCAUACUUCGGAAGAGGUUUCGGUGGGACCAUUACUAGUUAGUUCCCCCUGGGGUAAGAGAAGAGUUAUGUACAAAGAUGUCGGCAUCGUUGUUCAACAGUGUCCAGCUUGCGGCGUACCUCUGGGGACGUUCCAGAUGCACAUGAUGAUUUAACCUCGGAGGUGCCUCUCGCUGCAAGCUUUCAAACUGUGAGCACGCUUACAGAUUCAGUGUUUCGAAGUGGAGCAAAGUGAGUGCGAAAAAUUUGUAGCGCCGACAGCUACGUACGGUGGAUAUUUUUUUAGAGUUUUAUUCUCGACAAGAGUUCUAUCUUUGAGGAGAGUCGACAAGUUGUCUAUAUUUUCGUGAGUUGCGCGGAGCUUUUCUCCCAGAAUUUUGGGGACAACAGUUUUUUAGGAGAUGAUCCGGUUUACGAAGCCACAGUUGCCUUUGAUCAGCACGAGCUGCACUAAUCGUUUCGGUCAUAUUUUUGCUCGCGUUCGAGUCAAGCGUGGUUGUUGCCGUACUUUAACUUGUGCGUUUUGCUGCACUGGAGCGAUUGAAGAGUCUCGCUAUUUAUGAGCAGUUUGCUAUAUAGUUCUAUACUACCUUGUAAAGAAGUGCAUUCCACUAUUCCUCCUCGCAGAAGAUGCUUUUGUCAUAUUUUUUUAGCACCAUCUUGCCAUAUGUUUCUCGAUUACGGUCGUUUUUUGUGCUGUUAUUUAAGAAAUGCGAAGUGAAUACGAGUAACCGGAGUGUUGCGAAAGUUGAUGUUCCAGGAGCUGUAACAUAAAGUUUUUAUAUGUGUCCCUUGUGUCAGUGUUGAAGGUGCAACACAGCCUUGUUGUAGUGCUUUUCUUCCAUUCCAAUAAAACUACAAACACUA